ACUAUUGUGGGUUUGGGACUUUUUAUUUUACGCUUUUUACUUUCUUCACGGUCAAGUGGGAAAGUGCUGGUCUUUCCAAUGGAAGGAAGCCAUUGGCUUAAUAUGGAGAUUCUGAUCAAGGCCCUUCAUGCUCAAGGACACUCUGUCACCGUGGUACGAGCAAACAAAAGCUGGUACGUUAAGGAGGAGUCUUCACACUACAGAUCUAUUACAGUAAAUGUCACAGCUGGUGUUGAUGAACAGGCUGCUAAGAUAAUUCUCCAGAGACUCAUUAAUGCAGAAAGAGGUCAAAGUUCAGUGUUAAAUUUUUUGCGACUGCAGAUGGAAACCUUUUCAAUGAACACAGAAGUUCCUAAGAUUUUGGUUGAAUUGGCAACCAAUAUGAUUCAAAAUCAGGUGUUAAUUAAUACGUUAAAGGACAGCCAGUAUGACCUUGUCCUUACUGAUCCAUGCUGGGGAACAGGUGUUCUGAUGGCCCACUAUCUUCAGUUGCCCUUAGUCUUUAAUGUCCGCGGGGUCAACGGGAGAGAUGGACAUCAGAGUAUUGCACCAUCACCCACGUCUUAUAUUCCAGUGACUGGAUCAGGCUUCACGGACAAAAUGACUUACACAGACAGAGUAAAGAACAUGCUAAUACAUUUUUUUGCGCAAGUUCAUUACAAUUUCUUUGUGAGGCCCAUUUACCAAGCAUUGUGUGAAAAGUAUUUCCAAACAGGUGUAGACUUCGAUGAGUUAAUCCAGGGGGCAGACUUGUGGCUCAUGAGAGUCGACUUUGUGUUUGAGUUCCCUCGUCCGACAAUGCCUAACGUUAUCUACGUUGGAGGGUUCCACUGCAAACCGGCCAAGCCCCUUCCCCAAGACUUGGAGGACUUUAUACAGAGCUCUGGAGUACACGGAGUCAUUAUCAUGUCUUUGGGAACUUUGAUCAAGGAACUCCCUAGUGAAAUAACAGCUGAGAUAGCAUCUGCUUUUGCCCAAAUGCCUCAGAAGGUUAUCUGGAGGCACAUUGGAGACAGGCCAGUAACUCUAAGCAACAACACCUUACUCAUUGACUGGAUGCCGCAGAAUGAUCUACUAGGACAUCCCAAGACAAGACUGUUUGUAUCUCAUGGUGGAACCAAUGGACUUCAAGAGGCCAUCUAUCACGGAGUCCCUGUUGUGGGCCUACCUGUAUUUUUUGAUCAAUACGACAAUCUCCUUCGUCUGCAAGUGAGAGGAGGGGCAAAGAUUGUGACCCUAGCCAAGGUAGACAAGGACAAUAACUUUCUUAUGGCCUUAAAGGAAGUUCUUAAUGAGCCGCACCACAAGGAGAACAUGCAAAAGCUCUCUAAGCUGCACAGGGAUCAGCCAAUGAACACCUUGGACCUUGCCACGUUCUGGAUUGAGUUUGUCAUGAGACACAAAGGUGCAGCUCACCUCCGUACGGAGUCCUACAGAAUGCCCUGGUACUCUUACCACUCGCUGGAUGUAAUGGCGUUGCUUCUAGCAGUUGUGCUUCUGAUUCUGUUCAUGACUGUUGCUUUAAUCAGGUGUUUAUGCUUCAAGAUGUUUUUUAGACAGAAAUUCAAACAUGAAUAA
Esox lucius (northern pike) is the source of this 1578-nucleotide messenger RNA. Its product is annotated as UDP-glucuronosyltransferase 2C1-like. Gene Ontology annotation, molecular function: UDP-glycosyltransferase activity. The transcript has 2 exons. NCBI's taxonomy places the organism in Eukaryota, Metazoa, Chordata, Actinopteri, Esociformes, Esocidae. The record is from RefSeq and is a predicted model, not a curated record. The coding region runs from base 79 to 1578 and encodes 499 amino acids.